Trichoplax adhaerens is the source of this 1042-nucleotide messenger RNA. RefSeq lists its product as hypothetical. The transcript has 4 exons. Lineage: Eukaryota; Metazoa; Placozoa; Uniplacotomia; Trichoplacea; Trichoplacidae. Gene Ontology annotation, molecular function: RNA binding. The coding region runs from base 1 to 744 and encodes 247 amino acids. The record is from RefSeq and is a predicted model, not a curated record.
AUGGCCGAUCGUACGCGAGUUUACAUCGGCAAUUUAGGAUCUGGCGCCGCUAAGCACGAAAUUGAAAAGGAGUUUGCACGCUAUGGACCUCUGAAAGAUGUUUGGAUUGCUCGAAAUCCGCCAGGUUUUGCCUUUGUGGUAUUUGAUGAUCCACUAGACGCACAAGAUGCAGUUGAAGCAUUGGAUGGAAGAAGACUAUGUGGAGCACGCGUUCGAGUGGAAAUUGCUCGUGGUGAUUCUCAUCCGUCAGUGAAGAGAUCGACAGGUCAUCGCGAUCGUGGUGGAUAUGGGGGUAACCGAAAUGAACCUGAUCGCUAUUCCAGUAGGCGCUCAAGAUCUUUCUCUAAGGAAAAGUAUGAUAAACCACCUCGUCGUCGAUCCGGCUCCAGAGAUAGAUUUGACGACAGGCGGGAUCGUGGUGCUGUCAGACGUUCACUUUCACCAUAUCGAGAAAGAGUAGAGCCAGACUACCGCAACAGACGAUCACGAUCGAAGGAACGAUACCAGCGCAGACGAUCAGUUUCACCUUCAAGACCGAAAUAUGAAACAAACCGGUAUGAUACGGGUGACGGAAGACACGAUUCCCCAUCGAGGGGUAAAUACAUGUCACGUCAUAGAUCUCGAUCUCGUUCACGAUCGCCAAUGUCAAGAAGAAGAAGAAUCGAGGAAGGCGAUGCUAGAUAUAAAUCACCUAGAGAAAAUCGAGGGUCGCCAGGCCACAGCCAAGAACGCCGUGACUAUUAACAUUGCUAUAGAAUAAUUAUUAUUAUUAUUCACUUGAUUCUGGCUGGGACUCUUAGAAGUUCACUUAAUUCUGGCAAUCAACUAAUUUUGAAAGGAACAUAUUUCGGUUAUUCGUUUACAUGCAGAUACACGUGCAGAUACACGCAUACUUCUACAUCCUGUAUUGGCAUUAAACUUUACUGUCUAAAUAGAUGUUAAUAUUUCAGUUUUACUUAUCACUUGUACUUAUGCGAUCGUUUAACUGUUAUUCAUGUUAUGUAUUGAAAUGCUAAAAUGUUGUCAUUAUCAUCAAUAAAAU